Molecule: messenger RNA, 2628 nt
Organism: Ricinus communis (castor bean)
Lineage: Eukaryota; Viridiplantae; Streptophyta; Magnoliopsida; Malpighiales; Euphorbiaceae
Exons: 1
Coding region: 137-2392 (751 amino acids)
Source: RefSeq, a predicted model, not a curated record
CCCUGGGUCCAUGUUCGUAUGAUACAAUAGUGCCGUGCCCAGGGUCAGCAUCGUCAGUCAACUUUCCAUUUUCCUAAACUUGAAAAUCGUCUGAAAAUAGGCACCACCGUCUCUGCCACCAAAAUUGAAGCUAAAAAUGAGCUCUCCGACUAACUCACAGAAUCAACCCCCAACCUCUCCUCCACAGGAUCCUAACUUUACACAACAAAAUCAAAAUCCCAAUAAAAAUCAAUUCGAAGAUUCCCAAUCUCCUAAAACCCUAACCCUAGUUGUCCCUGACACCGAAGAGGAAAACCCUAACCCACAAUCCGAUGAUCCUAACCAAUCCGACCCAGAAGAUAUCGCCCAAUCCUCUCCAACGAUCUCCGACAGCCGCGUGGCCUUCACCACGGUCACCAUCCCUCGCCGCGGUUGCGGUGGCGGUGGUAAUGCAAAGCGCAAGAAAAGACGUGGUGGUAAGAAAUCACACAAAAAACUCGAACUCUUAGUUGAAAAUUUGAACCCUGUCCCGUUUAGACCCAUCAAGAACCUAGAUUUUGCCUCUCAUGAAUCUCUACUUAAAAAACUUGGGUUAUGGGACUUUGUUCACUUGCAAUUUGAUAUUAGUAAUCUCCGCGCUGAUCUAUUAGCUCAAUUGAUUGCAAAUUUUAACGCCCAAUGUCGCCAUAGCUAUGUUAAUAAUGUUCGAAUCAAGGUUAGUCGCCCUGACUUAGCCCGCGCAUUGCAGCUUCCAGUGAAGAAAGAUAAAGUGGAUAAUGCACUGGAGGAUAUGGAGAGUAAAGAGUCUAUAGAGUUUGUUGAGGAAUUUGUGUCAACUUGGUUGUUGUUGCAUGAAGAUACAUGGAUGAUGACUGAUGAUGUAUUGAAUGUGAAUAAAUUGAUUAAAGGUGGCAACUUUGAGAAGGUUGAUUGGUCCGAGUUGAUCUGGUUGAUGGUUAAGAAGGAGUUAGCUGCUGCACCUAAUUUAAGGAAUUGUUAUUAUGCCUCACAUUUGCAGCUUUUGAUAAGAUCUCAGAGGGAUGACUUGUUUAAGGAUGAGGUUGUUAAACUGGAGAUAGAUAUUAAGGAGGAUGAUGAUGAGGAGGAAGAUGUGAAAAUAAGUGAGGAAAUUCAUGGAGUGUCGGAGUUGGAGGAGCAUAACAUUAAAUUGAGUCUUGGUGGAUUGGAUAAUAUGGUGAAAGAUGAUGAUGAGGAUGAGAAAGCAGGAAAGGAGGAAGCUGUGGGUGAGGAGGAAGCAAUGGAUUUUGAGGGAAGUAAGGAGGAUGAAGAACAGGGGCAGUGGAGAAAGAGCAGUAUGGAUGGGAGUUUUCUGCAAAGGUGUAAUCUUGGUGAUGUUGGAGCUGUGGAAUGUGAGGUGGGGAAAAAACAGGAAGAAGGGGGAGGAGAGGAUGAGGGAAAGGAAGGGGAGAAUGGAGAAGAGGAGGAGGGAGAGGAGGAGGAGGAGGAGGAACAAAUGGCUUUUAAUAUGUCACCUAAAGGGGAUGGUUUGGACGGUAUAAAUUCUGAGAAUCUUAUUGCAGCCAUGGCAGCAUCACAAAAUCCUUUUAGUUCUGGGGUGCAAAUUCGUAAUAAUGUGUCAUCAGGGGACUUUCUUGCUUCUAGGGUUGAUGCACAGUCAAUUCCUGGCAGUUCAUCGCUUUUCAGUAAUGUCAAUGGAAACAAGAGAGAUAUUGAUCAUCUUGAGAAUGAUAUGCCUCAUCAUGCACUUAAUAGUGCUACUAAGAGGAUGAGGAGUGAUGGACCUUGGGAUAUGAAGUCACUAUCUGAAUUUGAUGUGUGUUUUGAGCAAAUGGAACGUGUAAUGGGAAAAGCUAGAAUGCUGUAUGAGGCAAAGGAGCAGGCUUUUCAGGAGCUGAGUAUCCAUCAGCAAAUGUUGAUGAAUGAGUUGCAGCAGCGGGAAAACAUGAUUCAGCAUUUGCACAAGGCAAAGUUGGAGGAGCAACAGAAAAGACAGUUGGAGACAUAUAGGCUAGAACGGGAAUUAUAUAUGAUGGGAAAUCUCUUAGAAGGGUACAGGAAGGCUUUGAAGGAGACGCACAAGGCAUUUGCAGAUUAUCGAGCAAAAUGUCGACACCCUGAAGAACCAAUUUACAAGGAUACUGGAUCCGGGGGUCUUGUUUUGAGUACCACGGAGUUGGAGAAGCUGCGGCUGAAACAAGAGGAAGAAGAAAGGCAAAAGCGGCUGUUCGCUGAGAAGAAGGUUAAGGAAUUUGAAGCAGGGUGCAUUAGUCAAUUUGAAGCAUAUAAGGAUAGGGUAAAUAUACUGUGUGACAAGCUGCCCGUGCUUGAGAAGGAACUUAAUGUCUUGAAGGAAGAUUUUGGGAAGCGUAAGGUCUCAGAGAAAUUGGAAUGUGCUCCAGCUAAAGAAUCAAUUCCUCAGGAGUCUGUUUAGAGUCUUGUGGAAUAUGUAAGUUUAAUGGAAAAACAUUGGAAACUAGAAGCUCAAAAUUUAUAGUUGCUGCUGAAAAUUCCCUUAUUUUGAUAUCCUAGAUGCUUGGCAGUAGUUUGGCAUGAUGCUAUAUUUAUUCUCUGUUUUUACUUUAUGGUUAAGAUGCGAAUUUUAUGUUGUAGUGAAUUCUUAUGUAUUGGUGCAUCUCUCUGUUAAUACACCAGAUGCCUUCUGGUUAA